Molecule: messenger RNA, 624 nt
Organism: Linum tenue
Lineage: Eukaryota; Viridiplantae; Streptophyta; Magnoliopsida; Malpighiales; Linaceae
Source: the annotation of a GenBank genome assembly
CAAGAUCACAGGCAACUAAAAGCAAAGAAGGUUGGGAGAACUAUUAAGCACCUUAUAGAAGCACAACCAGAUAUCAAGGUGAAAGCUAUCAUGGCAGAGGUGAAGGAUCGACAUUCUUACACGAUAAGGUAUAAAAAAGCAUGGCAUGGUAAGCAGAAAGCCAUGGCUGAGGUGUAUGGUGAUUGGGAGGAUUCGUAUGCUUUACUCCCUAGACUUAUGGGAGCAAUGGAGGAGUCCAAUCCUGGGACUGUUUUUGUCCCAGUAUACAACAAUGUAUACACUGAGGAUCAAGUUCGAGUACAGGAUAAGUUGAUGUUCCAUCGUCUUUUUUGGGCUUUUAAACCAUGCAUUGACGGAUUUGGGUUCUGCAUACCGGUUAUUCAGGUUGACGGAACUUUCCUUACUGGGAAGUACAAAGGAUGUCUUCUAAUUGCCACUGGCGUAGAUGGAAACAGGCGGAUUUUCCCGCUUGCAUUUGCAUUAGUGGAGGGGGAGAACAGCUUAAGUUGGGCUUGGUUCUUUGACCAACUGCACGAGCACGUGACACAGCGGGAAGAUAUUACGAUUAUAUCCGAUCGACAUGCGGGGAUAAGGAAUGCUGUUGGUGGUUUUCCCGACGAGUGG